CAUCUUCUCUCCAAUUCAAACUCAACGUCAAUUUCAAUUUCACCUUCUAUUUGUUUUGAAUCGAUUUCGAUUUCAAUUGAUUUCAAAUUUCACUCGAUUUCAUUUUCGAUAUGUUCCAUUUUCACUGUGUUUCGAUUUAACUCGGUUUCGAUUUAACUCGGUUUCAAUUUAACUCGGUUUCGAUUUCACCAGAUUUCACCUUCUCUACUCGGAUCUUGCUCGUAGAAACUCUUGUCUCGACUCUUUUUGAGAUGGUGCACAGAGGCUGGAAAUGAAACCUGUGAUAUAAGCCGCAAAUGACUUAUAAGCUUAGCUAGCUUCUCCUUAUAGAUCGGACGGAUGCUUAAAACUUUUCAACAAAAUUCUAGUAACUUCGAUAUGGAUGGUCAUGACAGUGUUAUGGACUUUGAGACAGAAGAACAUAUUGGUUCUACACCUCCAGUUUCUAAUAAUGCUGGUUUGUUGCCUCAAAAGCGUAAAAAUCGGUCAGAAUCAUGGAAUCAUUUUACACCGAUGUCGUCGAACACAGAAAUGUCAAAGUUAGCAAAAUGCAAGCAUUGUGGCUCCUUAAUCAAGUAUAAUGGUGGAACAAGCGCUAUGCUAGCUCAUUUGAGAAGAUGUAGUGAUAAUCCAGACAAUGCGGUGAAUGUGACGAUGCAUGAACCAUCUUCAAGCUCAAUGGAAAAUAGGGAAGCGGUUGUUAAUUCAUCUCCUUCGGCUCCCAAAUUUGACCAAGAAGUUAGCCGAAUGGACUUGACAAAAAUGUUUGUAGCCAUGGAACUUCCGUUUCAAAAGGUAGAGCAUCCAUAUUUACAUAGGUUCAUUUAUGGCUUACAACCAAAAUUUAAGUUCACAUCACGCAAUACACUAGCACGUGAUAUUUUGAAGAAUUGGGACGUGGAGAAAGCGAAGAUGAAGACUAUUUUGUCACAAAAUUGUCGCCGAGUUUGUAUCACUACAGACACAUGGACAUCUACCCAAGACUCUAAUUACAUGUGUCUUACAGGGCAUUACAUUGAUAACAAUUGGAAGCUACAAAAACAUAUUUUGAAUUUUACUCAAGUCACAGACUACACAGGAGAGAUUAUGGCCAAAACAGUUAAGAAGUGCUUAAAUGGUUGGGAACUAAAUCGUGUGCUUAGUGUUACCGUGGACAAUGCAUCUUCAAAUGACGUCGGAAUUCAACAUCCUGUCAUUUGAUUUGUAAAAGAAUUAUUA
Messenger RNA from Lathyrus oleraceus (garden pea), 1218 nucleotides. Its product is annotated as zinc finger BED domain-containing protein DAYSLEEPER-like. NCBI's taxonomy places the organism in Eukaryota, Viridiplantae, Streptophyta, Magnoliopsida, Fabales, Fabaceae. Gene Ontology annotation, molecular function: DNA binding. The transcript is spliced from 3 exons. The coding region runs from base 340 to 1200 and encodes 286 amino acids. The record is from RefSeq and is a predicted model, not a curated record.